Messenger RNA from Bipolaris sorokiniana ND90Pr, 556 nucleotides. RefSeq lists its product as uncharacterized. The transcript is spliced from 2 exons. The record is from RefSeq and is a predicted model, not a curated record. Lineage: Eukaryota; Fungi; Ascomycota; Dothideomycetes; Pleosporales; Pleosporaceae. The coding region runs from base 28 to 375 and encodes 115 amino acids.
UGUACUCCCCACCAAAAAUAUCCUACAAUGACGCCCAUAUAUCUUUUUCUAUUCCACCUCCUCACCAUGACAGCCAUUGUAAACGCCGCACCCAUGACACCCAAAAACACUUCCGGAUGGUCCAAAGAAGCUGUGUUAACACUAGCCGGUGUUUGUGUAGCCAUCUUAGGAAUCUUGGUCGGCCUGGUAAUCUCACCUAGAGCGAGACGAUGGCUAUGUAGCCCAUUUACAUACUUUUCCCAUCACAGACGCGCGACUGAGCGACGUCGACACCCGAAUACAGGAUACCAGUUACGAGAUUACUACGAAGACUAUAUAAGAUUCCUCGAGUUUAUGGACUUGCGCACGCAAACGGAAAGGCAUCGUUCGGAAUGAUGUUCAAGAUGAAAACAUCGAUUGGGCCCUCCUUAAUGUUCUACAACCACACGCAUAACGGCUUACACUACACCAUCUUCUCUUCUUCACUUACUGACUUAAUAAAAAAACUUAUUAGACUAUUACGCAUAUAGUUUUCACGCUAACGUAACUAUCCCACAAUGAACUCUUUCACAAGUAC